CUCCCGCAACAGGAGGGCGGGGGGGUGAGCGGGCGCGCGGAGGUGGAAGGCCUCAGGGACGGUCCGCCGCGGGGGCGAGCGCGCAGGCGCGUUCCUGGGACCCGCUGCAGGCGCGAAUUCCAGCGGCUGGCGGGCGGCUGGGCUACUUCUACAUAGACAUAAUCAAUUUUUGACUAUUUGGCAACCAAGCAUCAUUAAAAUCCUCUCAAACUUCUAAUUGCGAAGAAUUGAUAACAUUUGAAGAAGUGAUAACAUUUCUCUGAACAAGAAAAGAAGUGACUGACCACAUUUUAAAAGUACUCUGGCACUGGUACUGUGUUUUCUUCCCUUCCCUAAAUUUGAAGAACUAUGGAGAAAUGGUACUUGAUGACAAUAGUGGUUUUAAUAGGACUAACAGUACGGUGGACAGUCUCUCUUAAUUCUUAUUCAGGCUGAAGUGCAAUGGCACAAUCUCGGCUCACUGCAACCUCCAUCUCUUGGGUUCAAGCGAUUCUCCUGCCUCGGCCUCCUUAGUAGCUGGGAUUACAGGUGCUGGAAAACCCCCUAUGUUUGGUGAUUAUGAAGCUCAGAGACACUGGCAGGAAAUUACUUUUAAUUUACCAGUCAAACAAUGGUAUUUUAACAGCAGUGAUAACAAUUUACAGUAUUGGGGAUUGGAUUACCCACCUCUUACAGCUUAUCAUAGUCUCCUAUGUGCAUAUAUGGCAAAGUUUAUAAAUCCAGACUGGAUUGCUCUCCAUACAUCACGUGGAUAUGAAAGUCAGGCACAUAAGCUCUUCAUGCGUUCAACAGUUUUAAUCGCUGAUCUGCUGAUUUACAUACCUGCAGUGGUUUUGUACUGCUGCUGUUUAAAAGAAAUCUCAACUAAGAAAAAGAUUGCUAAUGCAUUGUGCAUCUUGCUGUAUCCAGGCCUUAUUCUUAUAGACUAUGGACAUUUUCAAUAUAAUUCUGUGAGUCUUGGCUUUGCUUUGUGGGGUAUUCUUGGAGUAUCUUGUGACUGGGACCUGCUAGGGUCACUGGCAUUUUGUUUAGCUGUAAAUUAUAAACAGAUGGAACUUUACCACUCCUUGCCAUUUUUUUGCUUUUUACUUGGCAAGUGUUUUAAAAAAGGCCUCAAAGGAAAGGGGUUUGUGUUGCUAGUUAAGCUAGCUUGUACUGUUGUGGCUUCCUUCAUUCUCUGCUGGCUGCCAUUCUUUACAGAAAGGGAACAAACCCUGCAGGUUCUAAGAAGACUCUUCCCAGUUGAUCGUGGAUUAUUUGAGGAUAAAGUAGCCAAUAUUUGGUGCAGCUUCAAUGUCCUUCUGAAGAUUAAGGAUAUUUUGCCUCGUCACAUCCAAUUAAUAAUGAGCUUCUGUUUUACAUUUUUGAGCCUGCUUCCUGCAUGCAUAAAAUUAACACUUCAGCCCUCUUCCAAAGGAUUCAAAUUUACACUGGUUAGCUGUGCACUAUCAUUCUUUUUAUUUUCUUUCCAAGUACAUGAAAAAUCCAUUCUCUUGGUAUCAUUACCAGUCUGCUUAAUUUUAAGUGACAUUCCUUUUAUGUCUACUUGGUUUUUACUUGUGUCAACAUUUAGUAUGCUACCUCUUCUAUUGAAGGAUGAACUCCUAAUGCCCUCUGUUGUGACAACGAUGGCAUUUUUUAUAGCUUGUGUAACUUCCUUUACAAUAUUUGAAAAGACUUCUGAAGAAGAACUGCAAUUGAAAUCCUUUUCCAUUUCUGUGAGGAAAUAUCUUCCAUGUUUUACAUUUCUUUCCAGAAUUAUACAAUAUUUGUUUCUUAUUUCAGUAAUCACUAUGGUGCUUCUGACGCUGAUGACUGUCACACUGAAUCCUCCUCAGAAACUACCGGACUUAUUUUCUGUAUUGGUGUGUUUUGUAUCUUGCUUGAACUUCCUGUUCUUCUUGGUAUACUUUAACAUUAUAAUCAUGUGGGAUUCCAAAAAUAGAAGAAAUCAGAAGAAAAUCAGCUAGCUGUACUCCUAAACAAAUGUGAAAAUGUGAACAGUGCUAAAAGGUUUUGUGAACUUUUUGCUCUGUAUAAAUAAAAUUACCAUUUUGAGAAAACCAUGGAACUAUAGGAAACAGUGAAAAGUCAUGUUGUCUACACAAAAUAAAUGUAUAUGGAGAUCAAAGAUCAA
Molecule: messenger RNA, 2137 nt
Organism: Callithrix jacchus (white-tufted-ear marmoset)
Lineage: Eukaryota; Metazoa; Chordata; Mammalia; Primates; Cebidae
Gene: ALG6
Product: ALG6 alpha-1,3-glucosyltransferase
Biological process (GO): protein N-linked glycosylation; dolichol-linked oligosaccharide biosynthetic process
Cellular component (GO): endoplasmic reticulum membrane
Molecular function (GO): dolichyl pyrophosphate Man9GlcNAc2 alpha-1,3-glucosyltransferase activity
Source: RefSeq, a predicted model, not a curated record